This is a messenger RNA of Fusarium coffeatum, 1080 nucleotides long. RefSeq lists its product as uncharacterized. The transcript has 2 exons. NCBI's taxonomy places the organism in Eukaryota, Fungi, Ascomycota, Sordariomycetes, Hypocreales, Nectriaceae. Bases 1 to 1080 code for a protein of 359 amino acids. Gene Ontology annotation, molecular function: oxidoreductase activity, acting on NAD(P)H. The record is from RefSeq and is a predicted model, not a curated record.
AUGAAGGAAGCACUUGUCAAUAAGGAUGUCUCCGUCGAGAUCGUCGACUCUCCCAUUCCCAAGCCAGGACCCGGCCAACUCCUCAUCAAGGUGGUUGUCGCAGGCACAAACCCUAAAGACUGGAAGCUCCCAGUUUACAUGGGCAAAGAUGGCAACACAGGCGACGACAUAGCUGGCACAGUCGAAGCCAUGGGCGAAAACGUAGUUGGCUUUCACAAAGGUGACCGUGUGGCUGCCUUCCACGAGAUGACCACUCCCCACGGCGCCUUUGCAGAGUACGCCAUCGCUCACUACUACACCACCUUCCACAUCCCCGAGUCUGUCUCUUUUGAGGAGGCUGCUACCAUUCCUCUUGCCGCGUAUACUUCUGUAUGUGCCUUGUUCCAGGAGCUCCAGAUUCCGGAACCUUGGUCACCACUUGCCAAGACCGAGGAGAAGAGGCCUUUGCUUGUAUAUGGUGCUAGUACUGCCACCGGUGCUUUUGCCAUCAAACUUGCUGCGGCCGCAAAUGUGCAUCCUAUCAUUGCUGUUGGAAGUCAAAGAAGUGAAUUCGUCAAGCCUUUCCUCGAUGAGAAGAAGGGUGAUGUGCUGGUAGACUACACCGUUCACGACACAGAGGAUAAGCUUGUCGCUGCUAUCCAAGAAGCGAUCAAGAAGAGCGGCGCACGCUGCUUUAAGGCCUUCGACAGUGUCUCCGAAGACUCCACCAUUCGAACUGUAACAAAAGCUAUUGCCGGACCACCCGAUGCUUCCGGACGCAAACCCCGCAUGACAAACAUCCUCAUGAAAGAGAACGUCGAAGGCGCCGACCCUAGCGUCGAAAUCGUCUGGUCCAUGGUCGGACAAGUGCACAAGGACGAUGAGAAGGAUAAGAUGCUAGGACUUACAUGGGCCGCUGCCUUUUCACGCGGACUGCGCGAGGGUUGGUUCACACCCCAUCCUUAUAUUGUUGGUAAGAAGGGACUAGAGGGUCUUGAGGAGGGCUUGAAAGGUUUGAGGGAUGGAAGUAUCAAGGCGCAGAAGUUUUUGACUAUUGUUGGUGAGACGCCUGGUGCCAAUGCUCAGAAUGGACCUAUCUAG